Amoebophrya sp. A120 is the source of this 168-nucleotide messenger RNA. NCBI's taxonomy places the organism in Eukaryota, Dinophyceae, Syndiniales, Amoebophryaceae. The record is from the annotation of a GenBank genome assembly.
CUUCACGGAGGGGAUCAAUCCCUUCGCCAGGUCGCAGUUGGUGAAAAUGGGCCUCUUGUCUCACGCGCUAACGAACGACGGGCACCCGGCCGACACGUUUUUCGACGGCGAUAAAUCUCGAGUAGCUUCUGUCCGACCGUCGAAGGUGCUCACCCCGAAGCCGGCGAC